Molecule: messenger RNA, 540 nt
Organism: Pipistrellus nathusii (Nathusius's pipistrelle)
Lineage: Eukaryota; Metazoa; Chordata; Mammalia; Chiroptera; Vespertilionidae
Source: the annotation of a GenBank genome assembly
AUGGGAAACAUCUUUGCAAACCUCUUCAAGGGCUUUUUUGGCAAAAAAGAAAUGUGUAUUCUCAUGGUGGGCCUGGACGGGGCUGGGAAGACCACCAUCCUGUACAAACUGAAGCUGGGUGAGAUCUUGACCACCAUUCCCACCAUAGGUUUCAACGUGGAGACUGUGAAGUAUAAGAACAUCAGCUUUGUCGUGUGGGACGCGAGCAGCCAGGACAAGAUCCGGCCUCUGUGGCGCCACUGCUGCCCAAAUGGACAAGGGCUUAUCUUUGUGGUUGACAGCACUGACCAAGAACGCAUGGAGGAGGCCAGAGAGGCACUCAUGUGGAUGAUGGCGGAGUUCACAGAUAUUAUCCUGCUUGUGUUUGCAAACAAGCAGGACCUCCCCAAUGCCAUGGACACAGCUGAGAUCACAGACAAGCUGGGCCUGCACUCUCUGCAUGACAGAACCUGGUACCUUCAAGCCACCUCUGCCAUCACAGGGGCUGGACUCCAUGAGGGACUGGACUGGCUGGCCAAUCAGUUCCAAAACCGGAACUGA